AUGUCUAGCGACAGAAGAUCCCUCGAAGCAGAAUUAUAUGGCGAGCAUGAAGGUCGACAUCCUUCCAUGAGCGACCUUAAGGACCGACUCUCCGUUCAAAUCAGAGAUACCUUUGUAAACAAAAUUGCCGAGCGUCCUGGUACAGCUUAUGUGGAUUACCACGGCCAUACUAAAAAGGUGGCGGAGCACGGCAAGUUAUAUGAUGAUGCAACAAACGAUGAAAUCUGGUUUGACCAUGAUGGUUCCGACACCAAGCCAGGACAUUGGAAAGGCUGGACUACAGCUCAUAUCAAAGCAAAUUUUCAUUUUGAGGAUGUUUGA
Messenger RNA from Aspergillus pseudonomiae, 321 nucleotides. RefSeq lists its product as uncharacterized. Bases 1 to 321 code for a protein of 106 amino acids. The transcript has a single exon. NCBI's taxonomy places the organism in Eukaryota, Fungi, Ascomycota, Eurotiomycetes, Eurotiales, Aspergillaceae. The record is from RefSeq and is a predicted model, not a curated record.